UCGGGCGUCGGAGGGGCUGAGCCCGGCUAGACAUGUUCAAGGGUUACGGAGCAGGAAGGCCACCUCCUCCCGCAGCUCCGCGGCCAAGUUUAUUUCCCGCCUUGCCCUCCGCAGUCCGCCCGGGAUCUCAGCAGCAGAAAUUCCAGCCGGAUCUGGCAGCCGGGAGCAGCAACACAGCCGCCACCUUCGUGCCCAACCUCAACGCCAUCACCACCAGCCACAGCCUGCAGUGGAUGGUGCAGCCUUCCCUGAUGGGCGCCUCUUCGGGAUUCCCUCCUUUUCCCCGGCCUUAUCGUUGCCCGCACUACACAGCCGGCAUCCGUCCUGGCGUGAUUCGCACCAUGGGCCCGGGCUCAGUGCCUCGGAGGCGUCACUCGGAGCAUCUCAGCCCAGAGGAGGAAGAGCGACGGCGUUUGCGGCGGGAACGGAACAAGCUGGCGGCCGCCAAAUGCCGCAAUCGGCGCAAAGAGCUGACCGACACGUUGCAAGCAGAAACGGAUCAAUUGGAAGCCGAGCAGUCGGGCCUCCGGAAGGAAAUUGCGGAACUGCAGAAGCAGAAAGAACGUCUGGAAUUAGUGCUGGAAGCCCACCGGCCCGUCUGCAAGAUCCUGGAAGAAUCGUCCGGAGAUGUGGAGGGGGGCCACAGCCGGCCAGCCGUCCCCUCCGAACUGCUGGACAAACAGGAGUCUCCUCCGGGCCCCCGGCGUGCCUCUCGCCGGACGGCCCCGGUGCCCCCCAGCAUCACGCUGCCCCCCAGCGGCCUGCUGGAGCCCGAAUCCCUGCACACCCCCACCCUCAUGUCCACCCCGUCUUUCACCCCGUUUACCCCCAGCCUGGUCUUCACCUACCCGGGGCCGGGGGACCCUGAUGGGCCCUCGGGGUCCGGCUUUCCCUCCGAGCCCUGCUCCUCCGCCCACCGAAGGAGCAGCAGCGGGGACCACUCCUCGGAUUCGCUCAAUUCUCCCACCUUGCUGGCGCUUUGAGGAACGAGCUGGAUUCGAAUCUUGUCCACAUUUUUUUUUUUUUUUAGGGGGAGUGUCAAGAGGGUUAACCACCCUUCCUGGCCCCUUUGGCCAUACCCGAUUCUCUUUGGCCUCGCUUUUUGAGAGCCCUGUAGUUACGGGCCUCCUGUGUCCCCGCCCAGACGCAGGCGUCAAGUUGCUAGUCCUCAAGAGCAGCCAGGAGCCUCUUUUCUUUGGUUCGGAAGACCGGCUGUCUGAAAAACCCGAAUUCCAACCAAUGUUAUGUUCUUUCGCGAAACACUAAAAUAUAUCUCUUACACAGGCCUCUGGUCCUUGCCCUUGUGUUGUUUAUAAGGCCCAAGUGGCUAGUCCUCAAGACUGACUGGUCAGUCUUUUUUUUUUUUUUUUUUUUUGGACACCCAGAAUCCUCUUUCUGGAAAAACGAGCAAGGCUUUUUGGGUCCUUCGAUCACGUUCAAGGAAAAGACAUCGCCAUUUUAAAGUCGUUUUUCACUUUAUAUCUGAUUUUUGAAACCAAGAGAAGAAAUUUAGGACAAAUAUAGAUUUAUUUUUCUACAAUGACUUACAGCCAGCGGGAUGAAGUGGGAUGCAUUUCUUUGUGGUCCAGAACUGAAGCUGGUUGGAUAUACUGUAUAUUAUUAUUAUAUAUAAACAUACAAGUGGUCUUAUUUUUCCUGAUGCCUCAUGAAAGUUGCAUUACAAGGGAUGUUUGGACACAGUUGUGAUGGUUUUGUGCAGUUUUCGACGCUGGUGGUCCUUGAUCACUUGAAGCUUGUGCAAAAAGGAUUUGAUACAAAUAUAUAUUGUCAUUUUUUUGCGUCUUCAAACGUCAUAGGAAUUAAUCUGAGUUUAGUGGGACAUUUAAAUAAAAAUGAAGUGAGCACAGCAAACUGUGACAUCGCAGAUUGGCGAGGGAUCAAUUCAUCUAUUUGUAUUCUGUUAUUUUUUUUGAAAAUGUAUGUUGAAUAAUAAGCUUAAGAAACCUGCAGGAUUCCACAGUGCUGGAGCCAAUCCCAGAUGUGUUGUUCUAGAUGGGCUGGAUAUUUUUUUUCCCCCCUUUUGGCUUAAUUUUUCUUGGAAAAUAAACCAAACAUUGCUGCUGGACCUCAUGAACUCUGUGAUUUGGCCAAGAAUACUAUCUAACCGUAGGACAAUUGUUUUGAGAAAGCUGGGAAAACAAACAGAAAGAUGUGAAGAUUCUCCAGAGAAUAGCCUUACGACGGCAAUCCAGGCCACAGGUAUUCCUCGCUUUACAACUGCAAUCCAAGCCGCAGGUAUUCCUCGCUUUACGACCGCAAUUGGGAUCAGAAUUUCCUCUGCUAAGCAAGGCAGUUGUUAAGUAUAUGAUUCUGAAACGCUGCAACCGUCAUCAAUACAUACCAAUUGCCAAGCGCCCGAAUUCAGAUUACAUGACUUACAAGGACAUUGCCGCGGUCGUAAAUGUGAGGACCGGUUCAUAAGUUAACUCUUUUCAGUGUGGUCGUUACUUCAAAGAAUUGCUGAGCGAAUUGUUGCAAAUCAAACACUGUCUACCUACCGCACUUUGCAAAGUCAGAUCAACGCUUUGCCUUUGCAGACUUCGCCUCAAACCUCAUGAGGACUAGCUGCCUGCAGAGCCAAGCGCCAUAAAUUUGUGAUACUUUAAGGCUAAACAAUACUGUAACCGCUCUUGGCCUUGCUUCCCGAAGCCGUAAAAGGAGAUUUUAACCUACCUUGGACUGGAGAACUAAAGAAGAAGAAAAAUGAAGAAUUUUGCUCAUUCGUCCGCCAGGGAAAUCAUCUUUUUCCAAGAAAAAUCACAGCCAGAAAUUAACACUUGAGUUGAAAAGUUUUAUUUACAGCCAGUGUUUAGUUCCAUCAUUGCCAAAAAAACACGUUUUCCAUUUCUUGUACUCCUUUUUUCGUGUGUGUGUGUGUGUGUGUGUGUGUGUGUUGGCAGCCCCCUUCUUUUUUUAAAAAAAAAAAAAUUGUGCAAGCAGCUUUGGGAGAAAAUGUUUAUUUGGAAAAACGGAGGAGUCUGAUUAAAAACAAAUACUAUUGCAGUGGGAUUUGUGUGGAUUUUGUGUGUGUGUGUGUGUGUGUGUGUGAGUGUUUUCAGCCCAGGACGAGCCGCAGUUCUGGGCAGGUGAUUAUAGAGAGUGGAUUUCUUUCAGGCCAGCCAAGGAAACCAAUUAAAUGGAUGGAUAAAAGCCAGGAAAACUUCACAGAAGUUUGUUUUUAUUGGCUCAGGGUUCCCCGUUUCUGGCCACGUUCACACAACCAGUUUCCCCGAGUCGGUAGAAAAUGUGAGUUAGUUCAGGUUUGAGGUGAGAAUCCCACCUGUCUGCAUAAUUUACAAUUUGUGUAUUAUUAUGCCAAGCCAGGAAAGGGGGAUUUUGAUCCCCGGGUCAAACAGGUUGUGUGAAUGCGGACUUUCACGGGUCAAGAAGGAAAACACACACACACAUACUUUCUGCUGCAUUUAAUCUGCCUCCGCUCUUUUUCCAAGUCAGAUUAACCGUUUUCAUUUUGAUCGAGCAACGUCAAGAGUCCCCAAGGCAGACCAAGGGAUCUCUCCAUCCGGUCACGUGGAUGGUCAAGGUUGCCCUUAUCAGAAACCAGGAUCCGGCCACCUGCUUCCUGGCUUACGAGAUCUUUUGUCUCCAUCCCGGCUGGGCAGGAAGUGUCAGGAAGGCCGUUUUGUGCCCCCAUUCCGUUGUGAUUUUGCAAAUAGCCGACGCGCCUUGUGGUUCCUCCUCUUGCAAUCCUCCAGGGAUAGAUCAUACGCCGACCAGCAAAUCUGAAAGAUUUUGAACAAAUCAGGAUUGUUGUUGGGCUUCCCUUGGGGAGGUGUGUGUGAAAUUCUUGGGGUUGCCGGCUGUUUCCACCCACUCGUAACCCUCAACCCUAUUGUUGCGUUUGCUAAAUGGGGGGAUGCCCAAACUGAACCCUAUUUUGAUUUGUACGGGCUAAAUGAAGUUGGAAGGGACCCAAGACAUGUGGACUUUAUAAAGCAGUCCUAACACUUCACGCGAUCUUGAUUUUAUCCCUCUGUUAAUGCAGCCUAGAAUUGUGUUGGCUUUUUUGGCAGCUGCAGCACACGGCUGGCUCAUCUUUAGGUGAUUGUCUACUAAGACUCCAAGAUCCCUCUCAACAGUUGCUACUAUUGAGCAAGGUACCACCUAUACCAGAGGUCCCUAGCGUUUUGGGCAUCGGGGACCCGUUCCGUGGAGAGAGGUUUUUCCACAGACCAGAAGGUGCGUGGUUUUGUGUGCUGCCUGCAUCCCACAGAUGGGGCUUUGCUCGUUUGUGGGGACCGAAUGCUGGCAUGCCACAGCCCUGACCUACACCAUCCUUGUGCAUUUGGUUUUUCUUGUCUAAAUGCUACUCGGGAACCAUCCCCAUAUCUCCAUCCGGGGGAAUAACGCAAACCCACCCAUGCAGAAAUUCUCCACCAAAGUUGCUGUUUUUUGUUUUUUUUAAAGAUAUUUAUUAACAUUCUCACUUUCAAGAGGAAGAAUCCGACCUCCGCUUUUCCAAAGAGGCCCCUUUGCCUUUGUCCAGGCGUUAUCAAUUCAGCCAGAUGUUGUUUCCUCUUUUUUAAAAAAAAAAUCCUGCCACCCAGCUUCGCUCAGGGCUGACUGAAAAAAAAAAAAAAAAAA
This is a messenger RNA of Crotalus tigris (Tiger rattlesnake), 4623 nucleotides long. RefSeq names its product FOS like 1, AP-1 transcription factor subunit (gene FOSL1). NCBI's taxonomy places the organism in Eukaryota, Metazoa, Chordata, Lepidosauria, Squamata, Viperidae. The transcript has 4 exons. Gene Ontology annotation, biological process: regulation of transcription by RNA polymerase II. Gene Ontology annotation, cellular component: nucleus. The record is from RefSeq and is a predicted model, not a curated record. Gene Ontology annotation, molecular function: RNA polymerase II cis-regulatory region sequence-specific DNA binding; DNA-binding transcription factor activity, RNA polymerase II-specific. The coding region runs from base 33 to 983 and encodes 316 amino acids.